This is a messenger RNA of Astrephomene gubernaculifera, 2195 nucleotides long. Lineage: Eukaryota; Viridiplantae; Chlorophyta; Chlorophyceae; Chlamydomonadales; Astrephomenaceae. The record is from the annotation of a GenBank genome assembly.
AAGUGACUUCAACGUACGCCAUUUUUAGUGCAUAGUAUACAUAGUACAGGGGUCAAAUGCCUGCGUCGGACGUGUAGGAAAGACCUAAUGCGGGUGCCAUAUCGUGCGUGCCAGGCGUUAAAGCACGAGCCUUAGGAGGGGUUUCAAUUAUUAGCAACAUGACCAAAAAGCGGCGCACGCUGAGAGCAGAGGAGGAGGAGGAGGAGGAGGAGGCAGUAGCCGAUGAGGAUGACGUUGGUGUUCGCAUGGCCCCUAAUACCAAUUUCCUAGGACGCCUUAUUCGUGGCGUCGCGAGCGGUAACCAGCGGCAGAUAGAUACGACUACCAGCAACGCGGCGAACAUGUCUAUCGGCGCCACCGGCGCUGCCAGCCUCCGACUGCAGCUGAAUCGCGCGGCCAACGCAAAGACAGCUCGCUACCAGUCCCUUCGGCGUGUGGUGCUGUCCAGUGCAGCACAGCAGCGCCUUACGCUAUGUACGGCCUUGCUGGCAGAGGUCGCACAGGGAUUUGGCUUCCGGCUGACGGUACGGCGGCCGGAUGGCCAGGAGGUGGGCGCACGGCAGGCCAUGGCGGCUGUGGCUGACAUGGACACACUCUCACCGCGGGGGCCAGCGGCGGCAGCGGCGGCCGAGGGCGGAGCCGCUGGUGACGGCGGCGCCGGGGGAACCCCGGCUGCCGUGCCGGACGGCGAGGAUGAAGUCGAAGACGAAGAGGAGGACGGCGGCCUGGUUGGGGCAAGGAUGGGGAUUCCUGUAGUCGCAGCUGCUGCCGAAGGCAUGGACGCGCCUGCAGGGGAGCGGCUCUUGGAUGGACAUGACGGUGACGCCGGCGGAGGCGGGGGAGGCAGCAGCACAGGUGUGGCCGGAGCGGCGGGCGAUCCGCUUGGCGCCUUGGAGCCUCUGCACGUGGAUUUGGAUUUGGAUUUGGAGUCCCAGGGCGUGCUGCUGCGGGUGCCGCAGCUGCAGUCUCCGCGGCAGCGGGCGACAGCAGCAGAGCCAAGUACGGGGCUUGCUCGGCGCCUAGCUAGCUCGCCGACCGCAUUGCGGCCGGCUCGACCGGGGGGCCUUGGCGGACUGAUUUCGAGUCGGCUGACGUCAGCAGCGCUGGGCAGCAUUGGGCUAGUGGGCGCCAAGAAGACAGCGGCCGCGCAGGCGCUGCAGGCGGCCCGCCGCCGGGCGCUGCGACGUGCUACCUCCAACGCGGGUGCUGAAGGAGGUGACGACCAGUUGGCGGCUGCAGCUGCGACAUCCACCCCUGCUGUCGACGCAGUAGCCGCAGUGCUUGACGAUCCCGCCGCGGACACGCCUGUACCGGGGCAAGCGCCCCCGCCAGGCGAGGCUGGGGCGGUCCCGGCAAGCGGUGCAGGUGCAGGUGAAGGCGGCGGCUCUAAAACCACGUCCGCUGGCACGCACAGGCACAUUGUGUGGGAUCCUGAGAAGCUCAGCAAGACCCCGCCGCUUGCGGCCUCGACGGUUGCGGCAGCGGCGGAGGCGCCGCCCCCGGCUAAGCGGAGACGCGCAUCUGCGCCUGCUGGUGUUGCUGCUGGCGGCGGGGAUGCAUUGAAAGAUGCGGAUGCAGAGGAGGAGGGAGCGGCCGGGGGAGAGGUACCUGCUAGUCCUGAAGCGGAAGCGAUGGAGGAGGAAGAGGGCGCGGGCGGCGGAGCGGAUGCGUGCGCAUCUGUCGGUGUUGCGGAUGACUUGUUAGAGGAGGAGGGGUAUGAUGGAACUGCAACCGCAGUGGCGACAGCGGUAAUGGAAGGUCAGGAGCAGCAGGACGGAGAACGAGGAGGAGGCCCAGGGGCGAGUGGGAAUGCCCCCGAGGCACUGGAGGCUGAGGAAGGUGGCGUCCACGACGCAGCGCAGCAGCCCGGCAGCGACGACAGGGGGACUGAGGAGGCACCUGGAGCAGGCGCCAGCGAACCGCCCAGGCAGCGGGAAACGGAUGCCGAACAGCCCAAGCGCCGGGACGGCGCUUCAGCCACCGCUAAGCCCUGCGCACCCGCCAGGGAAAGCCGCCUGCUGGGUUCGGCACUUGCCGGAACGCUGGCGGCAGCAGCAGGCGGCAGUAGCGGCGGUCGGCCCAGAACGGCGCCCAUUUUUGUCAAGACUGGGAGCCGCGCAGUGACCCCCCAGCCAGCACCAGAGGCGGGGGCUGCUAGGGGCGAACCUAGCGGCUCCGCGGGUGAAGAAGAGGAG